Messenger RNA from Misgurnus anguillicaudatus (oriental weatherfish), 6397 nucleotides. It is a transcript of the gene gpr68, whose product is annotated as G protein-coupled receptor 68. Gene Ontology annotation, molecular function: G protein-coupled receptor activity. Gene Ontology annotation, cellular component: membrane. The record is from RefSeq and is a predicted model, not a curated record. Gene Ontology annotation, biological process: cellular response to pH; G protein-coupled receptor signaling pathway. Lineage: Eukaryota; Metazoa; Chordata; Actinopteri; Cypriniformes; Cobitidae.
GCUUUAAAGGUUACAAGUUUAUUGAAAUGUCAAAAUAGUCGCGCUUUUAAAACAUGCGUCAGAAGACCUACACUACAGUAUGCGUCUAUAUCCUUACGCCUCCGCCUAGCUACUGACGUUUCUUUAGAUGUUCCCGCAUCCCCUUUACACAGCCCAACAGGUGGAAGAAACUGCAGCAUGUCUUCAAACCUACCGAGCCACCUUCCCAGACAGCAUAUUUGGACACACUCGCGUUUUGAGUCAGCUCGGCUCAAACACACCUCAGGUGACGCAAAGAAGCGAUAGACAAAUGCUGUCUUUACAGGAGGACACUUGGAAGUGAGAAAGUCUGGGGAAGGCACUUGAGAUGAGCGUUUCGUUUUCAGUCAUUUGCGCGUCUUCAAAGGAAAAACUUUGACGCAAUUGUGUGUAUCGAAACCAGCGUGCGAUGCUAUUUGAUGUGAGCAAAUAUAAUGGGCUGUUGAGCUUAUAGAGGAUAUGAAUUCACACUUUGAAAAUGUCUUGACUGAGGAGAAUUGGAUAAAAAUCAAGCUGAAGAUCCAAUGGAAUGUGAUUACGCUAACCUCACCGAACACUGCGAACAUGAGGUUGGGAAGAUGAACAUGUCUGAAGAUCAAAUCAACUGUACUAUUAACCACGAGAUUCACCAGUACCUGUUCUCGGGCGCAUACAUUCUAGUCUUGCUAGUAGGUUUACCUGCAAAUGCCUACUCGCUGUACCACGCCUGGUUUCAGUUGAAAGCCCGUAAUGAACUGGGGGUCUACUUACUAAACCUGACCAUAUCGGACCUGCUGUACCUGGCAUCCUUGCCCCUUUGGCUGCAGUAUAUUUUCCAGGGGGAUAACUGGAGCGGCUCAGAGUUCCUUUGCCAACUAUGUGGCUUCCUGCUUUAUGAGAACAUUUACAUCAGCAUCGGUUUCCUGUGUUGCAUCUCCAUAGACCGUUACCUGGCUGUGGUUUACCCCUUCCGUUUCUCCGCUUUUCGAACGGUGCGAGCAGCGACGCUGGUUAGUGCCGUGGUCUGGCUCAAAGAGCUCCCCGCGGGCAUAAUGUUCUUCCGGCACAAGGAGCUGAGCAGAGACAAGCACAACCAAUCGGUGUGCUUCGAGCACUAUCCCAUGAAGACGUGGGAGUACUCCAUAAACUACUACCGUUUUUACGUAGGCUUCCUGUUUCCUUUAGGAAUCCUAUCAGUGUCGUACUUUCGAGUCCUAAGGGCGGUGGGCAAGAGUACAGGUACACAGACUUCCCAAAAAACCCGCAUCAAGUAUCUGGUAACUAGUACUAUUGUCAUCUUCCUGGUGUGCUUCUCACCAUACCACAUCUUUUUACUUGUUCGUACGCUUUUCGAGAGGAACUGCACCUUUAUCGAGAACAUUUUCAACUAUUAUCAUUUCUCUCUGUUGCUGACAAGCUUUAACUGUGUGGCCGAUCCUGCACUUUACUGUUUUAUUAGUGAGAGUGCCCAAAAGGACAUGCAGAGGGUUCAAGAUUAUUGUACUCGUAUCUUCUGCUGUUGCUCCAAAAGCCAUGGAAGGUUCAGCACGCAUUCCACUGAAAUGGCAGUAACCAAUGACAACACUACAGGCACCACUGUGGUGACACUGUUGCAACAGAUGAAAACUGAUGUCUGAAUGGGUUUGCAUUGAUGUUUUUGUACUUGCAUCGAAUUAUGGACACAAGGCAAUGCAGGCACACUUAUAAAUGUUUUAUACCACGGGCAUGUUGAAUGCUUUAUUCUGAUUGGCUGAGAAAUGUUCCAUGGGUGUUGAUUAUUUUUCUGUAAACCACACACCAAUCCAGGCAACAGAGCAAUUUUUGUGGUAACCAUGGUAUAAGCGGAAUAAUUCACCCCGGUCCUUUGAACAGGGUUCCCACGGGUCUUUGAAAUCCUUGAAAGUUUAUGAAUCUGGGGGGGGGUUCAAGGCCCUGGGACGUUUUUUAAAAAAACAUACAUUGACACAGGUCAUUGAAAGUGCUUGAAUCUAUUUUAUGCAAAAUGUAGUGUAGGAUAAUAUUAUAAAAAUUCUAGACUUUUUAACUCUUCGCUUUAAAUGCUUAUAUCUUCUGUAUCCGAAUGUUGAUUCAUACCAAAAUUCUUUUUUGCAUAGUUGUGUUUGACACAUGAAAACGUCUCGGGUUACGUAUGUAACUGUUGUUCCCUGAGAAGGGAACGAGACUCUGCGUCUCCCUUGCCAUACUUCACUUGAAAUGUGUCCCCACAUUUGGUCCUUGAAUUUGAGGGUAUUGGACCUGGAAAGUCCUUGAAAGGUCCUUGAAUUUGAAGUUAGUCAAGGUGUCGGAACCCUGUUUGAAUUAUUUGAAAAUAAUUCACACCCGUGCUGUGCAUUAUUUUCUUUAAAUUCAACGGCCCGUCGUCAUUUAUUCCUUACUUAAUACCUUUUGUUACCUACUGUUUUGUUCUAAAAUGAAAUAUUUUAAUAUUUUAUGGUUUUGGUACAUCUAUUUAACAUGUUGCUUUUGUGUGGUGUCAUUCUCAGGGAUUGCUACCUUCAUAAUCACCAGUGGUUGACUUGAGGUUUGAGGAACCAGUGGCUAAAACUAUCACGUAGCGUUCCAAGUCCCUUUAGCUACAUAUAUUUCCAAAAAUUAAAAAAGUUAUUUCUGCUUGACAACCUCAUCGGUUUUUCUACUUCUAGUAAUAUGCUUGACAGGAAACCCAAAAUGAGAUUUCUGUCAUCAUUCGCUUUUAUGUUGCUCUUAACCCAUAUGAUUUACUUUCUUCUGUGGAACGCAGUUUAGCAAAAUGAUCCUGCUGGAUUUUGUGUACAGUAUAAUAAAAAGGUGAACUGGGACAGACACCCUAAACAAGAAAAUGUGGUGCGAUGCGAUUGUUUGCAACAUGCGACGGGUCAACAUGUGUGGCAUCAUUGAUGUCUAACCUGGCAUAAUGUUUUACAUGGAUAUUAAAUAUAUAUGCGAGUGUGAAUGAGAUUUUUGAGCUGCAGAAGAUGGAAAGAUGUUCGCGUGGGACAGCGCAAAAGGUCAUGGGUUCGAACCGAGGGGCAACCUUCCGAUCUCUUUGAUGAAGCCAACCCGGCUAGAGGCUGGCUUUAAUUAAAAGAGUCCCGCCUAUUUUUGGUUAUAUGGAGUGCUGCGCUGCCAAGAUGGUGAGGCUAGAGACUGGCUCCAAAAGGGAGUCAAUUGCCAUAGACCCCCAUGUUAAAAUGCCCAACUAUACAGCAGAAAAUAAAACAUUAACAGCCUGGUACAAAAACUGAUUUGGUGUAUAUAGCUAAUUUUGCUCUUUAUGACCACUGUGAGGGGGUGAAUUUUGAAAUUUUGAUUUUCUGCAUAAUUAAGGGAGUGGCCACUUGUGUGACAGGUGAACUGUCACUGCUGUCACUACCGUCGAGCUAGGCGGGCGUGGUUUCAGCAACCAGCCACCUCAGCUUCACUCACAUCCUGCCUCUUUACCCAUUUCCGGUUAUCCGCGAGUGAUGCGCUGCCAAGAUGCUGACGGCAGGCUUUGCCAACCAUUGGCUUCAAAAAAGCUCUUCACAAACCUGAGUCCAUAUUUUUACAAUCUAAGGUUCGAACCCAGGGAACAUGCAUGCUGAUAAAAUGUAUACUUGUAAUGCACCGUUAGUUGGAUAAAAGCGUCUGCCAAAUGUAUAAUGUAAUGCGAUGGAAAUAAUUAAAAUUUAGUAGCAGUAGUUUAAAAGGAAUUUUAAAGGAAAACACCACAGUUUUUAAUAUUUUACUAUCUUACCUUAACUUAGGUAUGUAUUAAUUAUAUAUUUUGACUGUUGUAGUCAUUAUUCUUUAUUGUAUGUGUUGUAUCGUGUAUUUUUGUGUUUGUAUAGUGCUAUGGACCAUUUUUUUAAAUGUUGUCCUGAAUAAAGAAUAUGAUGAAUCAGAAAAAAAACAGAGAACUAUCAUCAUAUUACUGCUUCAGAGGUCGAAGUGCCAUACAAUAUAGUUCUCAUUUUUUAUCUGCUUAAAAAUCGCCACGUUUUAUUUUGUACCACCAUACUUACUCGUGUAACUACUCAUGCAACAGUCUUUAAAUAGGGAAAACAUGGAAGUGUUUGGUGGCUUUUUAAAUUCAUCCCUGUUUGGAUCCUAAGGAAUGAAUGGGGCUAGGCUAAAUGCUAACAAAUUCACGACGCGCUGUACAAAGCUUAAGUGCACGUAUUGAAAAAAGAUAAGUAUGUAUUAAUUUGUCUAAGUUGAGGUAAGAACAUAGUAAAAUAUUGAAAAACGCUGGUGUUUUCCUUUAAGCUGUUCUUCUCAGUUAAACUAUUUCUAUUAUGCAUCUAUGGUGUUUCUCUUACAUUUAUGUAUUUUUUUUAUUUUUGACAGCAUCCUGUUUAUUUUCUAUUGUAUGGAAGAGAGAAGCUUAAACUCAUUUAAUAUUUAAUAGAAGAACACCACAUACAUGUUUGAAGCAGCAUAAGGGCAAAUAAAUUAUGUUUUUAUUUUUCGAUGAACUGUAGUUCUCUAAAAAUCCCCAAAAGCUAUGAUGUCAUGUCUACCUUGGCUUUUCAAUGGUUUAAUAAGGUGCAUACAGACAGUGUGCAAGCAAAAUAAAGUAUAGAGUGGGUGUGAAGGGUCAGCCACCCCCAAGCAGGCCAUUAAAUGCGGACAGCAUCCCGAUGUCACGUCACAUGCUGGUAAAAUAUGUGAAAGAAAGGGCUGAGCUAUAGUCGCCUCUAGAAAUCAUGAAUGUUCUGUUUGCUCGAAGCAAAAGGGUAAAUAAUGAUGAUGAGUGUUUACAUUUUUCUUUUAGACUGAAGUGGCUGCAGCUAUAAGCCGCAUGUCUGUAACCUAAAUGGCAAGAUUGUAUUAAGAUAAGAAAUGUUCUCUGGUGCUUAUUUCAAACCAUGUUUAUAACAGAUCUUCAAAUAGAUCUAUAUAUAUCUAUAUAUCUAUAUCAUAUACAUUUCUCAACAUUUUACAUCAAAUGUUAAUUGUGUUCAUGUAUUUGAUUUAUGGUAUUUUUAUUGUUGUUUUUAUAUUCUGUUGUUUAUCGUUUUUGUUGCAAAGACAAAUGCUCUGUUGGAUAUUUGAUGUAAAUGAAAAUUAAUUCGAAGGGAUCUCUCUUCUUCACCAGACCUGUUUAUGAAACAUUCUGUGCAUAUAAAGUACAAGAAUCAGUGUUGAGUAAUGUUACUUUUAAAGGAACACAGUACAUUACUGCAUUCUUCCUAAUAAAGUAACUAACACUUCUUAUAAAAAGUUAUGACACAAUUACUUAAAUGCAUUAGUUGUACUUUUUGUGUUUCUGUUAGCACUUUGAAACCUGCGGGCAUCUGAAGAAUCCAAUUAAAGGCCCACUGAAGUGCCUUGGAAUGUGUAGCAUUAUUUGAUGUGGUGAUGUCAGUUUAAAUGAAACAACGGAACUAUCGAGAAGACCCUCCACCUUUUUUAAAUAACCAAUAGUGUUUUUUUAUUUAUGGCACAGUCCAGCAAAGAUAACAAAACAUAGAGGAUUGGACGCUUCAAAAAGCAUUUGAUUGUAAAGGAAGUUUGAUGAGAAGCUCAAGUGUAGGGUGAUUUCAUAAAAAUGUAGACUUUGUAUUUUGUCUGUUUUGGACCAUGCCAGUUUAUAUUUGAAGAGUUUGGUUUCAAAACGAGGCGUAGUAAUAAUACGCACUGCCCGAAAAUAGUCCCCUGCCAUUAAAAGUAACCAAGGGGACUAUUUUCAGGCAGUGUGUAAUAUCACUACGCCUGCUGCAGCCAUGUUACGGCAGCAAAUUCCUUGAUUAUUACACCAGAAUAAGAGUAUAGUUUCUAGCCAUAUCUGCCUAGAAAAUCACAACUUGUAAUUUUCUGUCGGUCUUAGUACACGAUGUAACUACAGAAGAGUCAAGUUUUAAAUGGGAAAAAAAUCCAAACUCUUUGGUUAUUUUUUAGAGCAAUGCUAAUGGUCUAAUCAGAUUCAAUGGAUUGUGCUAAGCUAUGCUAAAAGUGCUAGCGCCAGACCUGGAGAUCAGCUGAAUGGAUUUCAAAACGGUAAAAAUCAAAUGUUUUACUGUAGGGGAGCUGGAAAAUGAGCAAUUUUCAACAAAACUGGAAUAACCCUUUAAGAUAAUUCCUGUCCGGGAAACUAUUUAAUUUUAAUUUUAUGGGGGCUUUAAAACCCGUUUCAGGUUAAUUCAUAUUAAUUAGAUUUAUUGUGACCCUGCCUGUGAAAUCCCAGGUAAUGAUUUGGUUUACUUUCUACAUGAUAUCAUCAUACAUACUGUAAUGUAAAGAACAAUCUGAAAAUGUAUUAUCUUUAAUAUUGACUGAGUAAGGUUAUGUCAAAGAUUGAAAUGAAGUAAGGGAUAAUGUAUAGGGGAUAUUUCAUGAUAACAUUAUGCCACUUAUUACAUGAAUAUUUACCUCAUAAGUAAAAUAAGGAACAUUAAAUAUUGAUUUGAAAUAUUUU